This is a messenger RNA of Colletotrichum abscissum, 5430 nucleotides long. RefSeq lists its product as uncharacterized. The record is from RefSeq and is a predicted model, not a curated record. Gene Ontology annotation, biological process: intracellular signal transduction; phospholipid catabolic process; phosphatidic acid biosynthetic process. The transcript has a single exon. NCBI's taxonomy places the organism in Eukaryota, Fungi, Ascomycota, Sordariomycetes, Glomerellales, Glomerellaceae. Gene Ontology annotation, molecular function: D-type glycerophospholipase activity. Gene Ontology annotation, cellular component: intracellular membrane-bounded organelle. The coding region runs from base 1 to 5430 and encodes 1809 amino acids.
AUGACGGACUCGAGACGAGAUGAUUCGGUCUCACCAAUGACAAGAAGCCCUCGCGCGGCAUCACCAGCCAUCACGAGCCAGCCAGAGUCGCUUGCUCCUCCAGCUCCUCCGCCGAAAGAUAACCCUCCGGCUCUUCCCCCAAAGGAUCUCCCGACGCCAAAAGACACGCAUACCCCGAUCGAUUCCACGGUGGAAGCACGAGAUUACAUCAAUGGGGGAGCACCUCAUGACAGCGUGUCACCCGUUAACGACGGAAGGCGGCCGCAGCUCCCAACCCUCAACUCCACCGAUAGCGUACGUCAGACCCCUGGCGGUCUGCCCGUGAUGCCCGAAGACGAUACAUACUCCCCUGAGCCAGCUUCACCGACCGAUCGCAGAAGCGUACAAUUUGCCAGAACGGACCAGGUCCUGGAAGCCCCCGCAAGCCAUUCGCGGCAGCCAUCAUGGGACGACGGUGGAAAGUCCAUCGGCUCUGCCUUCAUUUCUAAACUGAAGCAGCUCACCGGCUCUGGCAGCACGCAGACCCUCAAGACGAGCAGCUCCGGUAACCUGAACGAGAACGGCACGCCGCCGUCCAUGGGUAGCUCGCCCACCACCGGCCAGUUCAGAUCAAGAAUACCUCAUACACUAGACGAGGAUGGUGGCAGCGAUGCUGAUGCGGAUGUUGAGGAGACGGCUGAUGAGGGAGCCACAUCGGAUGCUGUCAAGCCCAAGAAGAAAAGGAGAAUGCGCCGCUCAAAAAAGCAACACAUGUCUGUCCCGAGUACCCCCAACCUGCGGCAUCUACCCGGCCCAGACUCGCCCGUCGGUUACGGCCGGAUGGGUCUGCGAAGGCGCUUGAGUAUGCCAGACCACCCCGAGCAGCAGCACGGCAUGUCGGAAGGUGAAGGACGAGACCAGCUUGCAGGCCCCUCAUGGAUAAGGUCUCGCAAGAAUACCGGAGACGGCACUGAGAGCCCUGGAGGAAGAAGAAUGGGGCACGUCCGUCGCAUAACUGUCCUUGGUGGAGGCGGGGUAUCGGAGGGAGACGCGAUCACGCCCAAGAGACCUUUUUUCGGCAGCGAACGAGCAUCGACUUGGAAAUACGUCAAGAACACCUUGAAGCUCCUUAGGCAGAAGAAAGAGGAUCGUUUCGAUUUCGCAAAGUCGGCAGAACUCAUGGCAGAGCUGCGAGCCGGAGCGCCCGCCGUUCUCAUGUUGGCCAGCAUGAUCCAAAGGGAUGAGCAUGGCAAUAAGCGAAUCCCUGUCCUUCUCGAACAAGUGCGCUUGCGUAUUACUGAUAGUCAACCCGAGUCCGACGACGACAGUGAGCGGCAUUGGGUCUUCACAAUGGACCUCGAGUACGGCAGCGGCCCAAGUCGAAUGAAAUGGGUCAUUAUCAGGACUCUGAAAGACAUCUACAAUCUCCACGUACGAUACAAGCUUGCGAUGAGCAACGAUAAGUACUUGCAUGGGCGCGCCGAUGUAGGAGCCCGACCCAAAAUGCCCAAGUUCCCCUGGGGCGCCUUCCCCUAUCUUCGCAGUGCCCGUAAUAAGGAUGACAGCGAGGACGAAGAUGACGCAAGCAUUCGGGGCGAUGAUCUAGGAGAGGUCACCGCUGGCGAAGGGACUGCUGCUGAGGGUACCGCAGGAGAAGGUACAGCAAGCGAGUGGGAAGGCGGUCGAGCUGGCCCUGGAGUUAGGAAGAAGUCACGCCUCGGCAUGCUCGGUAUGCGUAGGAAGUCGACCGGAUUUACUGAGCCCGGGGACUCGGGUGGCGAGAACCAAAUCGAUCAGGUUCAGGCUCGGAAACGGUAUUUUGAGCGUCAAAGAAGGGUCCUUGAAAAGUAUCUCCAGGACAUGAUUCGGUGGUUAAUGUUCCGUGCGGACAGUAACCGUCUUUGCAAGUUCUUGGAGUUGUCUGCUCUGGGAGUGCGCCUAGCUGCUGAAGGCAGCUAUCAUGGCAAAGAGUGCUACUUGCACAUCCAAUCCUCCAAAGGCAUGGAUUUCCGUCGAGUCUUGACACCAAAGAAGGUCAUUGCUCGCCAUAGUCGCAAGUGGUUCCUUGUGCGCUCUAGCUACAUCGUCUGUGUCGAAUCACCAGAGAAGAUGAGCGUCUACGACGUCUACCUCGUGGACUCCAAGUUUCGCAUUGUUUCCAAGAAAAGCACAUUGAAACAGUUGUCCAAGGGAAAGGCCAAGGCCGAGGAAAAGGAGAUCGACCUGGCGGAAGAGGGCGAUGCUGAGAAGCAUCACACACUGACACUGCAUACAGCUGAGCGAAAGGUCAAAUUGUUUUCAAGAAACCAACACAUCAUGAAGCAGUUCGAAGACUCAAUAGCAGAGAUGCUCAAGCAGACUAAGUGGUAUGACACCAACCGCUUCGACAGCUUCUCUCCAGUCCGAAAUGGCGUAUUUGCGCAGUGGCUUGUAGACGGCAGAGAUUACAUGUGGAACGUAUCUCGUGCGAUCAGCAUGGCCCGAGACGUGAUUUACAUUCAUGAUUGGUGGCUCAGUCCCGAGCUUUAUAUGCGUCGACCAGCCGCUAUCAGCCAGAAGUGGCGUUUGGAUCGACUCCUGCAGCGAAAGGCCCGAGAGGGUGUCAAAAUCUUCAUCAUUGUGUAUCGCAAUGUCGAAGCUGCUAUUCCGAUCGACUCUGAGUACACCAAGUAUUCACUCUUGAACCUCCACCCGAACAUCUUCGUCCAGCGGUCUCCCAAUCAAUUCAAGAAGAACCAGUUCUUCUUCGCCCACCAUGAAAAGCUGUGUAUCGUCGAUCACGAUGUCGCAUUUGUCGGUGGCAUCGACUUGUGUUUUGGCCGUUGGGAUUGCCCGCAGCAUCCGAUUACAGACGACAAACCGACGGGUUUCGAGCACAGCGAGCAGCCAAAGGAUGCUGAACAUUGCCAACUCUUCCCCGGAAAGGACUACUCGAACCCCCGUGUCCAAGAUUUCUUCAAACUCGACGAGCCGUACGAGGAGAUGUACGACCGAAGCAAGGUUCCCCGAAUGCCAUGGCACGACAUUGCUAUGCAGGUCGUUGGUCAGCCAGCCCGAGAUUUGACGAGACACUUCGUCCAAAGGUGGAACUAUGUCAAGAGAGGCAGGAAGACGACCCGUCCUUUGCCGUUCUUGCUACCGCCUCCUGAUGUAAAAAUGCACGAGCUCGAUGCCCUUGGGCUGACGGGUACUUGCGAAGUUCAGAUCUUGAGGUCAUCCGCCAACUGGUCUCUGGGCAUUGAGCAUGUCGAGUGCAGUAUCCAGAACGCCUACGUCAAGAUGAUUGAGGAUUCCGACCAUUUCGUUUACAUCGAGAACCAGUUCUUCAUCACGAGCACCGAGGCGUUCAAUACAAAGAUUGUCAAUCGCAUCGGUGAUGCGCUUGUCGAGCGCAUCAUCAGAGCUCACGAGAACGAUGAGGACUGGAAGGCAUGCAUUGUCAUUCCUCUCAUGCCUGGUUUCCAAAACACUGUCGAUGAACAGGAAGGCACCAGUGUUCGUCUCAUUCUGCAAUGCCAAUACCGCAGUAUCUGCCGCGGUGAAGGCUCGAUCUUCGAACGUCUUCGUGCUGCCAACAUCGAACCGGAAGAGUACAUUCAGUUCUACAGUCUGCGACAGUGGGGCAAAAUUGGCCCCAGAAAUGCUUUGGUCACUGAGCAGCUUUACAUUCAUGCCAAAUGUAUCGUGGUAGAUGACCGUGUUGCGCUCAUUGGUUCCGCCAACAUCAACGAGCGGUCCAUGCUUGGAAGUCGUGACUCUGAGCUUGCUGCUGUUGUUCGUGACACCGACAUGAUUUGGUCAACAAUGGCAGGCAGACCUUACCAAGUCGGCCGGUUUGCGCAUACCUUGCGACUUCGCCUGAUGCGAGAACAUCUUGGCCUGGAUGUAGACGAGAUCCUGGAGGAAGAAAGGCAGGCCGAAAUGGACCGCCAAGCCGAGUACGAGGCAGAGAUGGAUCAGAUUUACGACGAGGAAGCAGAGUCACCUCCUGUCGCAGGGCCGAGUGCACCGCAGUCAGCCAGCAAACCGACCAAGCCAGCAAUGCCAGGACAGGCUGCAAGCUUUAACCAUGAUGCCGCAGAGGCGGAAGCGGCAGCCGAGGAAGCGUCCUCAGUGUCCUCUUCAGAGAAGGGCAAGGACCGCGACGAUCGCGUAACCGGCAACGAGGCACACGACCUAGAAGUCGCCGGUUUUGGCAAAGACCACUGGAAGGAAGCCGCUCAGCUUGGCCUUGACAGAGGACGAGACUCUGUCAUCAUCAAUGGCCGCGAGGUCCUUGUCAACAAUGUGAACUCUGAAGGAAAAGGCACUUUGCAAUCGCCGAUGCAGCCUCACGAGCGCAAGCUGUCGGCUGAUCACCACACGGAAGAGGAGGGCGGAGUCAGCAACGAUGCCCUGCCGCCGAUCCCAGCUCUCAACAGACGGACCACAGACCAACUCGGCCUCCCUCGCACAGCUGGGCUUCCCACACUACCUGCUGUAGACGAUACUGAUAUUGGCGGACCCCCUGUUCACUUGGACCAGAGCGGCCAGCCGACCAACGGCCCACUGCAUCCUCUGGCUGCGGAUAUCAGGCAAGCGCACAUUGAUAAGGAUUGCAUGCGUGACCCCGUCAACUCAACGUUCUUUGACGACAUCUGGAACAGAGUCGCUGAGAAUAACACGAAACUGUACCGCCGCGUUUUUAGAUGCAUGCCCGAUUCAGAAGUGCUUACCUGGCCCGAUUAUCGAGAGGCUGUGUCUUACACGGAGAGGUUCAGACAGAGCAUGGAGGGCCAAACCAAGACCGAUGACGGAGAUCCCAACUUGAACCGUCACCAGACACCUGUCAGCGGAGGUAGUGCCGGUAUGGGCGCGCCAGGCCCCGGGGCUAUUGCGAGCGCUGUAGCGGAUAAGACGGAAGAGAAGCUGCACCUCAAGACCAACCACUCGAACCAUCCUAGAAUUGUCAUCCCGGCAGGUGAUGACCACGACCUCAACGAGAAGAGCGAGCACCCAAGUUCCCGAGGCGGGCUCAACCUCAACAUAGACGUGUCGGCAUCAUCAAAGCGUCCACAAGAUGACCCAUCGCCCAUUCUUCCUGCUGGAGACGUUCCCUUCCCGGCCUUUGAACCAGGCCCUGCCGCCGACGCCAGCAUGUUGGAACCAGCACGAGAGAAGAGUAGGGAAAGAAGAACAACCUUUUCCCCUCUAGAGAAGCCGCCUUCGAGAGAUGUGAGCAUUCCAGCUCAACAAGCCCAAGGGUCGGUUAGACGCCGCCGACGGGCCACUACUAAGGGCAGCCGGCGCGGUAUGCCGCCUGAAGAGGUGCUUGGGCGGGCCGAAGCAGAGGAACUGCUCAGCAUGAUUCAGGGGCAUGUCGUCAACUUCCCAUAUGAUUGGCUCCUGACUGAAGAACAAAACGGCAACUGGGGAUUCCAGGUAGAUGGUGUCGCGCCGCUUCAAAUCUAG